Necator americanus (New World hookworm) is the source of this 312-nucleotide messenger RNA. RefSeq lists its product as uncharacterized. The record is from RefSeq and is a predicted model, not a curated record. Bases 1 to 312 code for a protein of 103 amino acids. NCBI's taxonomy places the organism in Eukaryota, Metazoa, Nematoda, Chromadorea, Rhabditida, Ancylostomatidae. The transcript has 2 exons.
AUGUGGAUGCGCCCUCAGUCGACGAGGUGGACAAGCUUGCGGGGGCGACCUGUACUUUUCCUUCCUGUUGUUGCACUCCUUGGAGACGAGGAGGAAACGCCUGUGCUUGUAGACUCUGCAGUAGAAAAAGUGACUGAGGUUAGUGUUGCUAAUGUCGAAGUCCCACUUGACGUAGCUCUUGUGAUUGUAGGCUGUGCAGUGGAGGAAGUGACUGAGGUUGUUGUGGAAUUCGGCAUUGCUGAGGCUGUGGAUGCACCUUCAGUCGACGAGGAGGACAAGCUUGCGGAGGCGGUAGAGGUUCCCAUUCCUUGA